AUGGCCGCACCAGGUAAGACUUGUGUAGGUUGCUGGACAGAGAGACUCUGUACGGGAGUACUCGGAUUCUUGGUUGAUCCUAGGAAGCUGGUGACUUCGGCGGCUCUGGUUGACAUACGGGUUUCUACCAACUCUAUAAAGAUAUCUCAAAGGGAGAAUUGCUUUCUCAAUACGGUUGGCAACUACUGA
Messenger RNA from Pochonia chlamydosporia 170, 189 nucleotides. RefSeq lists its product as hypothetical. The transcript has 3 exons. Bases 1 to 189 code for a protein of 62 amino acids. The record is from RefSeq and is a predicted model, not a curated record. NCBI's taxonomy places the organism in Eukaryota, Fungi, Ascomycota, Sordariomycetes, Hypocreales, Clavicipitaceae.